Pelobates cultripes (western spadefoot toad) is the source of this 13883-nucleotide messenger RNA. The record is from the annotation of a GenBank genome assembly. NCBI's taxonomy places the organism in Eukaryota, Metazoa, Chordata, Amphibia, Anura, Pelobatidae.
GAACGAGCCGCGCGCGGUGUCGGUAUUUGUAGUUUCUUGACUGCCUAGCUCUUUUUUUUUUUUUCCCUGCUGUAACCCAGUGCCCGCAAUGCCCAUUUGAAGCCUGCACGUUCUUCCCCAUCACAAGGGCUCUGCUAGUGUCGCUGCCCAUCAUUCCCUGAUCGCUUCAUGUUCAGGACAGGAGAGCUGGAGUCUGGGGGUGAGUUGUCCCUUAAUGAUAUUUGUCUAAACCAACACUAUAUUAGGUUAAAGCAAUCUGAAUGCACCACCCUUCUAUCAACAUAAGUCAUGGGGGGCCCAGAAAAGGUAGAACCCCAAUAUUUUCAUCCCUGCAACAAGGCAUUCCUACCCUCAGGCUGAGAGUGAUGGGGGUGGCUGCUCAGUGACAGCUGGAGGGUUGCCAGUGGUGCCCAGUCCUGCUUUAAAGGUUGCCUGAUUUAAAUACCCCCUGGUGCCCUUGGCUGGCUGCUCUGUUGAAGGAGAAAGGCAGGCUAAGCUUGGCAUGUGGGACUGUAUGUCAAGGCUGACCUAGGAUCAAUGUCAAGGCAGCCAGUGCAAGAACAAGAUGAUUGAGUGAUCCUCAGACCAGAUAUACAAGUCUUUAUUUUAUUUUUUUGGUUUUAGUGCUCAAAGCUAAUUUGUGUAAUGUGUACCUUACAUGCUUUUUGUACACACACACACCAUCCCAUAUAAUGCGUCAAUACAGUUAUACCAUACAAUAUAAAUUGUAUUCAGUAUUGUGAUUUGGUUAUAUUUACUCAACGGGGCUUUCAGUGUGAAGUAGGUAUAUGUCAUAUUCUGCUCGCUUUUCACCUGCACACAGCGUCGCUGCCAUAUACCAGUUCCCCCCCCCCAAGUUCUUUAAGGUGUGCUGGCACAGGUUUGAGUCUGACGAAGAAGAAUACAAUGCGGUAUAAAACAUUUUCUCCUCCUCUCAAGAUCACACUCAGUGCCUGUGAUUUUAAGAUGGGGAUGCUGCAUCUAGCUUGUUUUUCCAAGACAGCAAUAUCCAAUGUGUAAAGUACUAUGUAGAAAUCAACUGCUAGUAAAUCAGGAAUACACCAGGAUAUAAAUUUCAUGUACUGCAGGACAGCACUUUCAUCUGCUGCCAAUCAAUAUGAUUGUCACGUUUAACUUCUUUAUAUAUAGCUGUACUCUUUAUGUCAUUUAUAACGUACCGUUCAGUAUCCUUAUUUUUUUUUUUUUUAAUAUUCUGUUUAAAAGAACACUCACCUCCUUUUCCAGGGCUGCACCUCUUCUCUUCUGUGGAACUCCCUUCCCUUCUCCAUAAGAAUUUCACCCAGUCUCCACUCAUUCAAAAAUCAUUGAAAACUCACUUCUUCAAGAAAGGAUAUCAACUAAGCCCUCAAUUAAUACUUUUCUAACAACCUAUUUUGUACCCCUCCUUUUACCCUUUGUGUCACUAUACCCCACUCCCUCUAGAAUGUAAGCUCAUGGAGCAGGGCCCUCCACCUCUUUGUUCCUGUACGUCCAGUUGUCUGGUUACAAUUACAUGUCUGUUAGUCCACCCAUUGUACAGCGCUACGGAAUCUGAUGGCGCAAUAUAAAUAAUAAAAUAAUAAUAAUCAUAGCCACUACAUCAAACUGUAGUGGAUAUGGUGUCUGGCACCCUCCCAAGGUAAGUAGUCAUAUGAUUUGCAGACAGUUUGACACCUUACCUGAGGUCCACCAGAUGAUGAUCACAGCCUCUUCUUAAACCCAGAAGCUCCUGCUAGGAGCUUCCAUUCGCUCCACUGAGCUAAGCUCUACAGUCUAGGAAAUGGUUCUUGAAUGAGCGCAUCAAUAAAGGGAGCUUUCGGCAGCAGAAGAGGCGGAAAUUGGGGCCUGGCAAACCCCAGGUAAGUUGUCACACUGUUUGCAAACAAUUUGACUACUUACCUUGGGAAGGCAUUGGCCCACCCCUGACACACACAUAUGUGUAUAAUUUACAUUUUCUGAUCACUGACCACAGUUUCAGUUCCAGAUUAAUUUUCAUGAACACUGGACUUCUACCUCUAUCUUGUAUACUAUUUUAAUAUAUUUCUUAUUCUUCUUUAAGGUGAAAUCAGCCGCAACCAUCAUCCAUUUAAAAAUAAAAUGGUGCCUACGUUGGAUGGUAGAAAUAUGACUAAAUAUAAAAAGGUAUACUGCCUGUGAAAGUUUAAGCCUUAUUUCCUUCUAUCUCAGCAUACUCACUACAACCUAUGAUAUUAAAAUCGUGUUCAAGAGAAAAAAUAGCAAACAGAUGAACGACGAAAAAGGAAACCCACUCCAAAGUUAUUCCCAUACUUGUUCCUCCCUGUGUGCAGUAUGAUAGGAGGGUUAUUGGUAUAUGGCUUAUUGGAACCUCAAGCUUCCUAGCCUACUUUCAAAAAAUCUGGGCAACAAAAUAGAAAAAAAUAUACAUAUACCUUGUUGAUCCCUACCUUAAUAAAUGUAGUAAUUGGGUAUUUACGAUUCCAUAAUAAUAAUUAUAAUCAUAAAGAAUUAAGUAACAGGUUGCUUUAGAGAUACAUAGUGAUAUUUUAGGGCCCAGCAAUAAUUUUGUAUAAUUUUUGGCUUUUGCACCUGUUAUCAUAAAAAAUGGUGUCAUAUUGUGUAGUUAGAAUAUGCCGGAUUCUAGGGCCUUCAGGCACUUGUUAAACACAGAUUUUUCCCUUGGGCCCUAUAAGUAUUUUUUUAAGCGAGAAAAAAAAAACACAUUUAUUUUGUGAUCCCUGGAUUUAUUUGUAUUGUGUGUUAGAGUACGGUAGAAUAGGUCUCCCGUUUUAGCUUGCAGUUUCAUUGUUUGCUGUCCUCUUUGCUUAGUGAAAAUGAUAUAGCAAUCGCACACAUGGAUUGAUUGGAGGAUGUCACUGAUCGCAGUUUACUGUUGCUGCAAUGCAGAGAAGUGUACUUUUUUUUUUCUUUUCUUCAAAAACAGUACACAAGAGAUCUCUGCAAAAUAUCCUCACUCAAGUAUAAAUAGGACUGCCUUUACCUCUCUGUAAGGUCAAUUAAUAUAAAUUGCAGAUCUUUAAGGAGCUGUAAAUACAAAAAGAUAAUAGCAUGAUUGCCGUUAAUACAUUUGAGGUGUAAUAAAUCCUUAAACUUAAUUGACACAAUUUUAUAGCAACAUAUGAAAUGAAAUCUGUUUUCCUACAGAUGCUUUUAUUUCUCAUUUCAGACCGCUGUUAUAUUUAAUGAAGUUGCUAUAUACUUCUCUGAAGAAGAAUGGAGCAAUUUGGAGACGUGGCAAAAGGAACUUUACGGCAACGUAAUGAGAGAGAUUCAUUCAACGUUAAUCUCACUAGGUAUCGGACUUGAUAUCUAUAAUCUGUUAACUUAAUAAAGUACAUUUAUAGAGACAUUGGUUAAUAGACCGGGCUAUGUGCAGCUCUCGGCAGAGCCAUGGGCUGCACAAGCUUGGUUUAUGGCCCAAUUCCUCCUGCUGGGAUGACAGAGACAGCUCAGUCCAAGUUAUUAUUGUAGACAAAAUUAAAAGGAACGCUAUUGUUACCGAAACCAUUUCACAUCAGUGAAGUUGUCCAGAAUUUCCCAGCGCUCUUCUCAGCCUAUCACAGCUGCUUGAUCAAAUGCAUCUGCAAGUAACUGAGGAGAGAAAGACAGACUGGCACCUGAGGGACUCCAUUUAAAGGGAAACUCCAGUGCCAGGAAAACAAUCCGUUUUCCUGGCACUACAAGUACCCUCUCCUUCCCACCACCCAUCCCCCGGUAGCUGAAGGGGUCCCUCGGCGGUGGUUUAUGCUCGCCGCCGCUCCUCCCAGUGAUUACGUCAGCCGGUGGCCGAGACUGAUCCUGCCCGCCGGCUGAGGAGACCUAAUGCGCAUUAGAGCUCUCCAUAGGAAAGCAUUGAAAAUGCUUUUCAAUGCUUUCCUAUGGGGAAUUGAGCGACGCUGGAGGUCCUCACACAGCGUGAGGAUGUCCAGCGACGCUCUAGCACAGGUUUCCUGUGCUAUGGACACGGAAGUGCCCUCUAGUGGCUGUCUAGUAGACAGUCACUAGAGGUGGAGUUAACCCUGCAAGGCAAUUAUUGCAGUUUAUAAAAAACUGCAAUAAUUACAGUUGCAGGGUUAAGAGUAGUGGGUGUUGGCACCCAGACCACUCCAAUAGGCAGAAGGGGUCUGGGUGCCUACAGUGUCCCUUUAAGUUUUAACCCAUUUGAAAAUGGUUUAACACUUGAAGGUAAGAAAGCACCAAGAGACCACUGACAUGAAGUAGUCUGACAUUGGAGUCUGUCCCUGGUAAUUCACUCUACCAGGACAAUCCCGACAAGAAGGACUGGUGGGCAGUAUCAGGAGUCCUGCUGCAAGGUACAGAGAAGCCCUGUUUACUGCAUAGAGCAGCAUGCUCCCCAUAGGACAGAUAGCAGCCAUAUAUUUGUAUUUGGAGACAUUGCCGUCUUCUGUACAGCCCCCAUGGGAAAGCAAAGAGCUAUUUGCAAUACUCAGCCAAUCACAGGCUCCCUUACAUAGUCUGCAUAGUAUUAACACUUACACAACGACUGCUGCAGAGAGUACCACCUGUUCUGCUGUGAGAAAGCAUGCUGCCCUGGAAGUGACUAACCUGCCAUAGGAACUUCUAGGUAGGUACCUCAUCCCCUGCCCAUAAUCCCUCUGUCUUUUACCCUCUCUCCCUCAUUCUGUAUAUUAGUGCACUGCUUAAUCUAUUACCCACAUUUUAAGUCCAUGAUUUAGGUACCCUUACCCACUGCACAUUUUUUUUACUGUUGACCAAUUUGUUACGUUGGUAUCCAAAUACCCCAUUUCUUUGUGUGACUCUUUGCUCACACUCUACAACAGCUUUUUGAUGGUCAGAAUUAAUCCCUACAUUCUAUCAGCCAGAGAGGGAUAAGGAGGGAUUACAUGAUGUAAAAACACAUUACAGACUGCCUUGUAUUGCACAGGUGCUUGGUGUAACUGUUCUUACUUUUGUUGUGGUAUUUUACUUUACAUUAUUUACUUUUUACAUUAUUUCUACUACAUUUUUAGGAAGCUGCUUUCCUCGAAAUUCCAUCAGAUUCUUCCAAGGCCACUUGCAAUCAUGGCCUUCAAAGUUUUCCUUUUAAAUUUGUUUUUGUCACACUUUAUGUAAUAAUAAUAAUAGUAUUUCUGCUUCUUUGUAGAUAUUUCAGACGCUAUCUGAUAUUGCAAGGAACAUUUUUACCUCACUAAUAUUUUUGUAAAUUGUGAAUCAAAAAUAUGGAAGGUUAAGUUUGGGUAAAUUUAGAUUUUUUUUUAAAUAAACCAUUUUUAGAUAUCACUGAACAAUAAUUUACACCAAAAAACGCUUUUUAUUCUACAUUUAUGUGAAUAUAUUGAGUGUACAGUACAUCAUAGUUUGCCAUUUUUAAUUAGUUUUUUUUAGGCUGCUUUAUGCUUCUAGUGUCUUACAAAUAUUUGAAUAGAUAAUGGAAAUGUAAAGCUUCCUCUCUUUAAUGUCUCCAGUUGAGAGGUGUAUUUAGGGUGCCUGGGAAUCCUCUGAUUUUGACAAAGACCAGAGGCAGGCUCCUAACAUUAUUAUCGCUAUAGUAAGCUACAUAGUAGCCAACUGUCCUGAGUUUGCUGGGACAGAUCCAGGAAUUUGGCUACAAAUAUGUGUUUCCUUUGUCUAUCUGUAUGUGUUAUUGUGUGUGUCAGUAUGUCACUGUAUGUAUCUGUAUGUGUCACUGUGUGUCUCUGUGUGUGUUAUUGUGUGUAUCACUGUAUGUAUCUGUGUGUGUUUGUCGCAGCGUGCAUGUGUAUCUGUUUGUGCAUGUAUCUUUGUGUGUCUGUUUACAUCUGUGUGAGUAGUUGCCACCGUGUCCCUGGACAUUUAAAAAAAAAUGUUUGCAGCUAUGUUUCCAUGCUUAACUUACAGCAUACAGCAUUGCUUAGAAUCUCUAUUUAAAGGGACACUCUGGUCUCCAUGACUUCACAGUUGUUAAAUUUUUAUAGUGACCGUAAGUCCCAGUCGCCAUCUUACCUGAAGCGGUUUAAACAAUUAAUUAAUGGUUUAACCCAAAUGUUGACAAGCCAGGGCCCAAACACUCUGACCCUGCAUUUCUUAAGAAUGUCCGAGGCUUUAAUCAGGAUACUUCAGAUCAGGCGCCAUUAUGGUGAAGUUGUUAUGGUGCCCAUAGUGUUCCUUUAAUGCAUUCUCUUUAUAAUGUAUUACAACUAGAUAAUUGUAUUUCAUAGCUUCCUUUUGAAGGAUAAGAAGCAGUAAUGGGACUUCACAAAAAAUUUAUUGAGAAGAUUGCCAGUGAAUGAAAUAUCUCUAUUUUUUUAAUGUGGCUGUAAACACACAGUUUGUGUUAGUAGAGAUUGUAAAUUAUAGGUAUUGAUACACACACUAUACUCCUUUACACAUACAUAUAGAUACUUUCAUGCACACAAUAUAAAUCCCCCCUCCAGCUCCUAAAGCAUGGCACUGGUCGUGGUAGUUCCUUGUGCUUUAAAGGGUUUCUCAAAACCUUUUUUAUGGUUAAUAAAAUAAUGCUGUAUUGACAUUAGUCUAUGCCCCCUCCACCCCCCUAGAAAAACACUCAAAGAGCGUUUUAAACUAAAGUUUAACUCACCUUAAUCCAGCACUGGGUGACGCUUCCUUGACGUCACCGGAGCGGCACCAAGGCCCAUUUCACAGUCUCAGAGAGCAUGCACGCUCUCUGAGCUGGCAGUGGGAUGGAGGGAGGGAAAGGAGGAGGUGGCAAGUAAUUAAAAAAAUAAAUAAAUAAGGGGAAUGGGAGGAGGGAGGGCUUCAUUCAGUGUGGGAGUGAGGGGGGGAGAAGAGCUUCUCCUGAGCAUGCAAGGGAAAAGCGGACACAGACAUAGUUUAUGCACAGAAUUUACAUUAGGUAGCCCAGAACAGAGUUUUGGGCUGUCCAAGUCAUGUGUGCUAGGGGUGCAAAUUGCCCUAACUCUGCACAUCCAGCUUCCUACCACCAUGACCACUUCAAAAAGCAGAAGCGGUUAUGGCAGUUGAAGUAACCCUUUAAUCAAUUGCCAACCUCAACACUGAUGUUCUGACACAUGAGUACAAGUCCUUUAGCACUGAAUCUGGUCACAGGGCAUGGAAAAAACACUACUCACAAGCCAGCCUUCAUCCUCAAACACAGCAAAUAAUGUCCCAAUCACAGCUCCGAUACAAUCCAACCCACCAGUAAAGCAUUUUUUAUGAUAAUAAUGUUUUGUAAAUCCUUUUUCAUAGGCUACAGUAUUGCUUAUCCUGAUAUUCUGUGCAGAGUGAGAAAAGAACAAGAUUCUUUUAUCAGCAACAAAGAAGAAGUGAGAACAGGUGCCAGCUUUCCUUCUGCUAGUAAGCAACCCCCUAAUCUUUAAUUAUAUUCGUUGAGGUUCUUCUUAGUUGAGUCUGAUGCAGAGCCUUCAGUUUGAUCGUCAUUGAAAGUAUGAGUAGGAGUUUGAGUCAUAUAUGUCCUUCCCCGUAAACGUGUGUUCUGUUUAAUAAAAUGGAAAUGGAAAAUAAAUUAAUUGCUUCCUCAUUUAAGAAGCAACUUUGGGGUUUAUUCACUAACCAGCGAAUUGUAGUCAAUAAAAACCAAAACCUACAUACAAAAAAAUGUAGGUUCGAAAAAAAAUGUAGGUUCGAACCCGAGCUGUGACUAAAGCUGAAAUGGAGGGUUUUCACAAACCCACAUUUUUAAAUGCUGUUCUUCGUUCAUUUAGUUAACGGUUUAGUGAGUAAACCCAUCUGUGUCAAACUGGACUCCAGUUUGAAAGUAAAUGAGAAAAUCUUUAUGUUGCUCUCCAAGACUACUUUGAGCUUCCUUCUAUCUGUCAUAAUAAGUAUUGUUUGUAUUACUUUUAAACCAGUUAGUGUAUCCAGCUUUAAAUUUUUGUACAAUUUAAAGGAACACUAUAGGGUCAGGAACACAAAGAUGUAUUCCUGAUCCUAUAAUGUUAAAAACACUAUCUAGCCCCCCCUGGCCCGUCCUUGCCCCCCUAAAUAAAGUAAAAUCGUUAUUCCAAUCUGCUCGUGCUGGAUCUGCUCCUGACCUGCCUCCUUGGCUGACAUCAUUAUCCCAUAGAAAAGCAUUGGAUUGGCUGAGAUUGUCAAUUCUGAUAUCAGCCAAGAAGGUGGGCCGGGUUGGAGCCAAACACGGCCCUGGCCAAUCAGCAUCUCCUCAUAGAAAUGAAUUGAAUCAAUGCAUCUCUAUGAGGAACGUUCAGUGUCUGCAUGCAGAGGGAGGAGACACUGAAUGUCAGUGCUGCACACUGUGCUGCAUUGCCCAAGGAAGCACCUUUAGUAGUCACAUGAAAAGUGGCUAUUGGAGGUGUCCAUAGGCUGUUAUAUAAACAGUGUCUUUUGUCUGAAAAUUGUUUACUGCAAAAAGCUUUAAGAGGCUGAUUCUACUUACCAGAACAACUACAAUAAGCUGUAGUUGUUUUGGUGACUAUAGUGUCCAUUUACGUCAUAACAAGCUUUUGAAAAUUAAAGGUGCACUCCAUGCACCCACUUGAUGGCUGUAGUGUGUAUGGUGUAUAGGUCAUGCUUCCAAAACUCUGCACCUCCAGAUGUUGCUGAACUACAAUUCCCAGGAUUCUAUGAAUGAAGUAGAUAGGCUGAGAAUCAUGGGAGUCAUAGUUCAGCAACAUCUUGAGGGCCGUAGUUUGGGGAAGCCUGGUAUAUGUUCUUGUUAUACAGGGUUUUUUAAUUUUUUAUUAAAUAGUGUAAUGAUUGGCAUUGGAAGUUGAAGAAGAUAAAUAUAAAGUUAACCAGUUUUGGGAUGAGACAUAAAUGAGCACCCGGUAAGCUAAGCAGAGUUGAUUUAGGGGAUAACAUUAUGUAACAAGGAAAUCUGCAGCAGUUCAGUUUCAAGGCUGUCUGUGACAUGUUUCCUCAUGUACAGCCUGUUUUUAGCAAAUAUAUGUAUAUCCUACCUGCAACGGUCAGCACGCGUAGUGUGAGGAACAAGAAGGCUAAACAUUACUGUGGCAGAUAAAACGUUUAAAAAACCCUGGGGGUUGGCUGCCAAAAAGGUAGAUCUCCAGCUGCUGCCAACUACAACUCCCAUUAUGCUAUGACAGCCAUAAUGCUGCCAGAGCACCAUGUGACUUGUAGUUCUGCAACAGCUGAGGGUCUGCCUUUUGAGCAGCCCUACUGUAUUGGGUUUAUUCACUAAACCAUGAAUUGUAAUGAACUGAAAACCAAACUGCACAUAUAAGGCUAAGGUAGCCAAGCUACCAGUUCUGAUAUUUGUAUCUAUAUUUUGCAGUUUGAUCUGCAGUGUGCUGCUUUGAACUUUGUUUAUUUAGCAAUAUUGUGAAAUGUCAGGACCUUCCAGGACUACAGUUGCUUGAAGAGUAUUAUGAGUCUUCUUCAGGGGUUAAAGCACCACUAUAGUGUGAGGAAAAUAAACUAGUUUUUCUGGCACUAUGUAGUCCUUAGGUCCCCCCCACCCUGAGGACCCCCCUCCCGCUGGGCUGAAGGGGAUAAAACCCCUUCAGCCACUUACCUUUAUCCAGCGCCGGGCUCCUUCUGUGCUGGGGAACUCUCCUCCUCCUGCCGACGUCAGCUCCCGAGUGGAGCAGAAUGCGCAAGCGUGGGCAGAGCCGCUCGCAUUCAAACCGCCCAUCGGAAAGCAUUACUCAAUGCUUUCCUAUGGAUGUUCUGCUUGCUCAAUGUGAUUUUCUUUUUUUUUUGCAUUGAGCGUCGCAGAAGCGCCUCUAGUGGCUGUUAGCCACUAGACAGCCACUAGAGGCCGGAUUAACCCUGCUAUGUAAACAUGUUUUCAGCUGCAGGGUUAAAACAUUGAGCUGAAGUGGUCUGGGUGACUAUAGUGGUCCUUUAAAAUAUGGUGCACUUUUAAAUCUUACCUCACAGAUGAAUUAACAGUUAAAUUAGUUAUGACCCACAUGCCAAUGUUUUAGAUUACGCUAAAAUAACCUGCAACUUCUCAGCCACGUUUUGCUAAAUCAUUUACAUUAAAUAGGGAAAUAAAUGACUAUCUGUAUCUCCCCAUGAUUGUCACCAGGAACUUCAGCUCCUUAUCCAGACAUCUUAUUAAGGAUCAAGCAAGAUGAAGAUGCUACUGGAGCGAGUCCCAAAAGUGAUUAUUCUUCUGCAGGUAAAUUGUGUGUGUUUACAGCUACUAGGUUACAUUAUAAUCCAGGAAUAGCUAAUCUGUGGCACUGCCAUGCUUUACUAUGAAUGGGUGAUUAUCAUGGACAUGGGCCUAUGUUCAGGUGCCUGGGCAUUAUGGGAAAUGUAGUUCUAGACAUUAGUUUCACUAUUUGGAACCCAGCGCUACUACUAUGACCAUCAAGACAGUUUUAGAAUUGGAAGGGGGAAAAAAAUAACAAUGUGGAUUCAACAAUUCCUUAUAGUAGUAAUGUUUGUAUUGUGUUGUUAGUUUUUUUCUCAAUUUUUGCACAUUUGAUUCAAUUCGUCAUUGUAGCAGAGAACUCUAUGGAACCCUCUUUCCCAUUUAAUGAAGAAAUGAAGCACAGUGUUCAUCAAUCAAAUCUAAAGUGUAACAAAGGGACCAGCACCCCAAGUACGACCCCCAGUACAAACUUCAGUAAGCAACAUCAAGUUUUCAUUAUUAGAAUUCUCUUACAGUUGUGCUGUUUCUUUUAUUUUUUACAUUGACAUUUUUUAGUAAAUAUCAUGACUUGUUUACCGGGAGGAAAUCAUACACAUUUUUCAAGGGGGAUAAAUGAAAGCAGGUGAUAAAUCAAAUGAGAUCAAAUCUAACCGUUUCCAUGAUAAGACACAAUUGUUAGACUAAAUAUGUAUAACAUACAAUUCAGGUUAGUUGAGAUAUGCUAUCUGUUAACAGUAGAUAUCAACUAUGGUAAUACAAUUACAAAUUUGCAUUCUGUGAAGGAAUGGACAUCAAAAGCAAAAAAAUUACAAAAGAUUAAAGGAACACUGUUGGCACUAUAGCUGCUUCAUCUAAUUGAAGUGGCUGUAGUGUCUGGAGUCCCCUGGCACCUUCCUUCCUUGCAAAGUCAAACCGUUUUAAGGCUAUAUUGACUUCUUGGCAUCUCAUCCCCACCCUGUCGAGCUAAGGUGGAAGCAAUAGCCUGAGCUGCAAUGGGCGGCUGUGAUUAACUAAGAGUGUCAGGUGACCGCUUUCAGCCAAUCACAGUGCCCAUUCACGUAUCCAUCAGUAUAGCUAAAAGGAAGUGUAUAAUCUCUUCCUUAGCCACGCCUCUAGUGGGGGCAGGGAUAUGGGAAGCCAGGAACCCUCAUUCAGGGUUAAACUGGAGGGAGAGCACCUGGAGAUUCCUAGGCACUAUAACAAAUUCAGUGAGAUGAAAUGGGUGAAGUGCCUUUUGCACAUGCACAGAAAAACACUACACUGCGCCAUCAGCAUAUCCUCAUAGUGAUUAAUUGAAUCAGUGCAUCUAUAUGGAGAGAGUUUAGAAUGUCCAUGCAGAGUGUUGAGACGCUGAACAUAAGUCCUAACCCACAAAGUCCCUCUAGUGCCUGUCUCAGUAACAGCCACAUUACUAGGCAGCAAUGUAAACACUAUAUUUUCUCUAAAAAGGCAGUGUUUACAUAGCUGAGCCUGCAGGGACACGAAAUAGACACCAAAACCACUACAGUAAUUACAGUGUUCAUUUUGACAAUCAUUCAAUGUUUGCAGGUAGUGAGCUGGUUUUUAAUCCAAAGUUUUCACUCUGGAUAAAACAAGAGGAUGACGAGUCUGAAUUUGCUGAAAACAACCAACCUGAGGUUUCACUGGAAGGUAAAGAAUAAAGUUAAAUGUAAUUUAAAUCUUUUACUUUUUACCCCCAAUUUUUGUUUCAGAUAAACACAGCUACAGAUGAUCGAAGGUUAGAAUCAGUAGUCCAUCUUUCCAUUGUACUGCACUCCACGAAAAACAGACAUGUACAGAUAAAUAUGUUUUAUCACAGAGAAUCUAAGCAUAGUAUCUGUAUUUUUUUUAUACAAUUUCUACUUAUUACUGUAUGUCAUGUCUUGUAUUGUAAAAUAAGUGUAGACAAUGUUUAAUGGCAGGUUAACACAUUUUAAAAUAGUCACAAUUUCUCACUUCUUCCCCCCUAUAGUUGAUCAUUUGAGGAAACGAAAUAUGGAUGUGCCUUACAUCGCAGAUAAAUCACCUAUCCCAAAAGAUUUCUGUGGGCAUUUUUCAAACAAAGAAAAUUCUAACAAAAAGCAACUGGUAAAUGCACAGACCAAAAACGUUUCGGCAAAUAAACCUGGAAAUUCUGGAAAAGUAGAAGAAAGUCUACUCUCCAUUGUACUUAAAAGAGCAAACACUGGAAGUCUCUGCAUGCCAAGUUAUAAAUAUUUAAAUGAUUGUAAGAAAAUAGACUACACUGGAAAAGAGGCCUGCCUUGAUUCUAAACUGCCGAGCUGUCAGGCAUCACAAACUAAAGUUAAUCUGAGCAAUUUCCGUAAAACUCCAUCUGACCAGCAAGCUGUGCAUGGCAUUAAACCACAUAGAUGUAGUAUAUGUGAAAAAUAUUUUAAAACUAUUGGCAUUCUCAAUGUUCACAUGAAGACACACUCUGGCAUUAGACCAUAUCGAUGUAAUGAUUGCGGCAAGAGCUUUCGAGACAACUGGAAUUUAAAAGUUCACCAGAAAAUUCAUACUGGAGAGACCCCAUACAAAUGUUCGAUAUGUGACAAGAGCUUCAUUCAGUAUGCAACUUAUAUGAAACACCAGCGUAUUCACACCGGGGAAAAACCGUACACAUGUUGUUACUGUGACAAACGUUUUACAAACAGUUCAAACCUGGUUCGCCAUCACAGGACGCAUACUGGUGAAAAACCAUAUGUGUGCGUGGAAUGCGAUAAAAGCUUCAGCUACAACACAAGUCUUAUUCAACACAAAAAAAUCCAUUCAAUAGAAUGUUUAGAAAAUGUAAGCAAAAAUUCUGGGAAAAAAUAAAUUUGAUAGGGGUUGUGGUUAUGUGCUAAAAUUAAUUUGUGAAAAAUCAUUUAUCAGUAUCUAUGUUGCACAAAUUAGAGGAACAAGUGAAGUACUGCUUCAAAAUUGUAACUGUUGGCACACCUGUUAUGUAAUGAUGUAUCUCCUCUGGGAGCCUAAAAAAAGGUGUAGCCGGCUCCAUAAAGUGACUUUUUUUAUAUAAUGAAAAUAGAGUGAAAUUUAAGACCUUUUUCUUAAAGAUUCUUUAAGGACCAUACCUACUUAAGCUUACUACAUAGGUAAUGCAUCAAGAAACUCUCUGCUCCUGUUUUCCUUGAACAAAACUUGAACAAAUUUAUUGGAGCUAUGACUAUCACCUCUCCUUUUCCCACUGUAAGAUGUGAAUAAAUUAAUUUUAGUUUCUGAGUAUUUUUAUAACUUUUUAUAAAAUAUGCAAGGAGUUAUAUAAUAUAUAUUUAUUUUUAUGUCCAGUCCUGUAUAUUUAUUUAUUUUUGUUUAUUUUUUGACAUUCUUUAUUUACAGGUGAUACUCGAAAUAUUAGAAUAUCAUGCAAAAAUUCUUUUAUUUCAGUAAUACAACCUAAAAGGGCAAACUAAUAUAUGAGAUAGACGCAUUACAUGCAAAGCAAUAUAGUGCAAGCCGUGAUUUGUCAUAAGUGUGAUGAUUAUGGCUUACAGCUCAUGAAAACCCCAAAUCCACAAUCUCAGUAAAUUAGAAUAUUGUGAAAAUGUGCAAUAUUCUAGGCUCACAGUGUCCCACUCUAAUCCGCUAAGUAAGCCAUAACACCUGCAAUUUGUUUCUGAGCCUUUAAAUGGUCUCUCAGCUAAUAAGGCUACAAUUACCCGAGGACAACAGCAUAAUACGUUUAAGCAAAGCUUUGAUGUCAAUCUAGGAAAAAUAGUUGUAAAUUGUCGUAUAGCAAUUGUUUACUCUGUUAUAUGAAAAUGUUACAGUUUUGAUAUUAUAUGCAUUGAUAACAUUCUCUAAUAAAAAUGAUAUAUGGGGAAAAAAAAAGAAA